UCGAGCACGAGAAAAAGGGCUGACUGAACCGGGGGAGUCGGAAGUGACUUUGUUGUGGAGCGUAGUCUCUUAUUUCUGUUCAUGGUUUCUCUAUUCGUCGUGCGUUGUCAAUGAAAGACGUUUCAUACAGCAAGAUGAAAGGAAAAAUACAGUGUUGAAAAUUUUCCGUGAAGUAAACAACUGGAAGAGCAAGUGACACCAGGCCCCGGAGCAAGUGUCCCUCGUACCGUGCGUCCAUCCUGCGAGGAGCUACUGAGCGCACUGAGGACCAUCUACAGCCUCCCUGCCCGGGGCAGAGACAGCGCCCCUGUACACCUGCCAUAAUGGUGCUGUCACAGAGGCAACGAGAUGAGCUAAAUCGAGCGAUAGCAGAUUACCUCCGAUCAAAUGGCUACGAAGAGGCUUAUUCUGUUUUUAAGAAGGAAGCAGAGUUAGAUAUGAAUGAAGAAUUAGAUAAGAAGUAUGCAGGCCUUUUGGAAAAGAAAUGGACCUCAGUCAUCAGAUUACAAAAGAAGGUGAUGGAGCUGGAGUCCAAGCUUAACGAAGCUAAAGAGGAGAUCACUUUAGGAGGGCCCAUGGGGCAGAAGAGGGACCCCAAAGAGUGGAUCCCACGCCCCCCGGAGAAGUACGCGCUCAGCGGACACAGGAGUCCUGUCACGCGCGUCAUCUUUCAUCCCGUCUUCAGCGUCAUGGUGUCUGCCUCAGAAGAUGCCACAAUUAAGGUGUGGGACUAUGAAGCAGGAGACUUUGAGAGAACUCUGAAGGGUCAUACAGACUCGGUGCAGGACAUCUCCUUUGAUCAGACUGGAAAGUUGCUGGCCUCCUGCUCAGCAGACAUGACCAUCAAACUCUGGGACUUCCAGGGCUUUGAGUGCAUCAGGACCAUGCACGGACAUGACCACAACGUGUCAUCAGUUGCCAUCAUGCCCAAUGGUGAUCAUAUCGUAUCUGCAUCGAGGGAUAAAACCAUUAAAAUGUGGGAGGUGGCUACUGGUUAUUGUGUGAAGACGUUUGCGGGCCAUCGGGAAUGGGUUAGGAUGGUGCGGCCCAACCAGGACGGCACGCUGUUGGCCAGCUGCUCCAAUGACCAGACAGUACGUGUGUGGGUCACUGCUACCAAGGAGUGCAAAGCUGAGCUGCGGGAGCAUGAGCAUGUCGUUGAGUGCAUCUCCUGGGCCCCGGAGAAUGCCUACCCCACUAUACUGGAGGCCACUGGCUCUGAGAACAAGAAGAGUGGUAAGCCCGGUCCUUUCUUGCUGUCUGGAUCCCGAGACAAAACCAUUAAGAUGUGGGAUGUCAGUACUGGCAUGUGCCUUAUGACAUUGGUGGGCCAUGACAACUGGGUGCGUGGUGUGCUGUUCCACCCAGGUGGGAGGUUCAUUGUGAGCUGUGCCGAUGAUAAGACCCUGCGCACUUGGGACUAUAAGAACAAGCGCUGCAUGAAGACCCUGAGUGCCCACGAACACUUCGUUACCUCUAUGGAUUUCCACAAGACUUCCCCCUACGUGGUGACAGGAAGCGUAGAUCAAACAGUUAAAGUGUGGGAAUGUCGCUGAUCUCACUCGCCCUGCCCCGCCCCUCCUCUGUACCACCACCACCACCACUCCUCCACCCCUCCACGACACUCGUCCUUCGGGAUGCACUCAUCACCAUGGCUACCACCCCAUCCAGCGCUCUUCUAAUAACUAUUGUCCUUUUAUGUAAAUUAUUCUGGAUGUAGUUUGAGCUUAUUAAAUGUUACAUAAGACACCCUCACAAGGAGAGGAAAAAUAAGUUAAGAAAAACAAGUAUUCUUGCAUGGUGAAUCCCAGACUUGUAUAUUAUUAUUAUUAUUAUUAUUAUUAUUAUUAUUUGCUUACCAUCAUCUUGAAGGGUUAAAGAACAUCAAGCAUCACGUUACAAACGGCAGAACUGUCCUUUCUGGGGAAUUCGAACACGGCAAAGAAAACCAGGCUCGCUUUUCUUUUCUUUGCUUUGAUUUUCAGUUCCGCUGUUAUGAUCCGCUGAUGCUUCAGAGAGAGAGAGAGAGAGAGAGAUUGAGAGGAAGAGAGAGAAGCUGUUUUUAGUGCUGUCACUAAACCAAAUUAAAAUCUGACUGAAUGUUUGUCCUCUUAAAGGACUUCUAAUCUAUGUAAUUUAGGUGCUAAAUGCUGUACAGUCAUCGUUAAUUCUAGAAUUGAGAUGUUUUUUUGAAAUUCUCAGUGAACUAGAUGGAUUUGCUCGACGCAGAGUUGGGGAAGGAAAAUCCCUUGUACGUUCGGAUUUAGAUAGACUUCGGCCCAGUUAUGAUUUUGUACAUAAUGAGAGACAAGCAAGUGAUGUGCGGGGGUUGUUGUUGUUGUUGUUUGGGGAACCCUGAGAAGAUAAAUCGGCAGUGUGAGAGUAAACCCCUGACUUAAGUGCACUUCUUAAAGGAGGUAUAUGAGGUGUGUAAAGCAGGUUUGUUUUUUGUUUCGUCCCCCCCCCCCCCCCCCCCCCCCCCCCUUGUUCCUAUGUGCACAAAACACAUCUCAGCCCUCUUCAUCACCAUUUCAUUUUAUCCUCCUCUUGGUUGAUUGACAGCGAGAGGGUAGGAUAGCAUCUUGAUUUAAAAAAAUAAGUGCUUAUAUGUAAGUAAUUAUUCAAAGCAAGAUUUUCCAAAGGGACACUGAAUUCCAGCGUGUUUAAAAGCAGCCACGUUACUAUAGAAGCUUUUAAACAUUCAAUCUGUACAUCAGCUGAUUUUAGAUUUCUUGGCAGAACACACACCUUUCAGAUAAUACUUUAUUAAGCAACAGGUUUUUACCCCACAACCAACAGACAUGGGAGGAGGCCAUGUAUUGCAUGGUCACAGCUUCAUCACUUGAUUCAUUCUGCAGCUUCUUUACAUGCUGUAUGUGGGUGGGCGUGGCUCAGCUGCCACCGAAGGAAGCUUUUCAGUGUGUUCUCAGAGGUACUGCUUCGUGUCCUUGUGCAGGAUGAGCUACCUAGUCAGGCUGUCAAAUCAGGGAGGCUAGGUUUUGGUUUUUUUUUUUUUUUUUUCUUCGCAGAUUAUCUCGUCCACCAAAUUUGCUCUGAUGGACCUGCCGAGUCUGGCUGUGUGUGGUAACGAUAAAGACGCCUCCUAGCUAGAUCAACAAGUGCAAUAACAUUAGGCUGCUCUGCGUUAACUCUUGACAGACAGGUAUGCAUGAGUCGUGUGCACAUUACACACACACGUGUAGGAAACUAACCUCCAUUGUGUUGUGAUGGAACUGACUGAGUUUUGAAACGAGCAACACACAUGGUGUUAGGGUGGAACUUUGAACAUCUUAAGGGAGUUCUGUAGGAGGUGCACGCGGUUGUAACAUUUUUAACGGUGGUUGUAUAGGCCGGGCCUCUGCUAUUCCAAAGCUGUGUAUGUAGUAUCAGUGGACGUGUGAAAGGAUCUUAGAGCUUCGCUGUAUGUGCAGUAGGGUUGUGCAUUCAGUUUGCUCCGAGUCCAGUCGUUUGCUCUCUAUGCCUUGUUAAUAUCCUGAAGCCCCCUUGACGUAAAGACCUUCAUUCUGUUUUUUUGUGAUCUCACUGUUCACGCACACUCGCAUAUACACUGACAAACUAUAAGUUGUGUAUCAAUAUAUCUGGAUGUCAUUGUUUGCAACAUAAUUAAGAGGAAUAAAAACUGUAAAUAUAAAGCAA
This is a messenger RNA of Neoarius graeffei (lesser salmon catfish), 3657 nucleotides long. It is a transcript of the gene pafah1b1b, whose product is annotated as platelet-activating factor acetylhydrolase 1b, regulatory subunit 1b. The record is from RefSeq and is a predicted model, not a curated record. Gene Ontology annotation, molecular function: microtubule plus-end binding; dynein complex binding. Bases 324 to 1556 code for a protein of 410 amino acids. Gene Ontology annotation, cellular component: cytoplasmic microtubule; nuclear envelope; kinetochore. NCBI's taxonomy places the organism in Eukaryota, Metazoa, Chordata, Actinopteri, Siluriformes, Ariidae. Gene Ontology annotation, biological process: vesicle transport along microtubule; microtubule organizing center organization; germ cell development. The transcript has 11 exons.